Diachasma alloeum is the source of this 2027-nucleotide messenger RNA. Its product is annotated as peroxidase. Gene Ontology annotation, molecular function: heme binding; peroxidase activity. The transcript is spliced from 12 exons. The record is from RefSeq and is a predicted model, not a curated record. Bases 1 to 1884 code for a protein of 627 amino acids. Gene Ontology annotation, biological process: response to oxidative stress. Lineage: Eukaryota; Metazoa; Arthropoda; Insecta; Hymenoptera; Braconidae.
AUGGUACCAGCACAAUGGUCCGUUCAAAAUCCCUGGACACCACGAAACAAUCAGAGCUGUGGGAAUGGAUCCUUCAGGAAAUGCCAACGUUCUAGCUAUCGUACUAUCAACGGCUCUUGCAACAACCUUGAGAAUCCCACGUGGGGUAUGGCGCAAACACGUUACGCGCGAUUACUACCCGCAAUAUACUCAGAUGGCGUUUGGACACCCGCACGAGCAAGAAGUGGAAGGCCUUUGCCUCGAUCACGACUUCUCAGUCAUCGAUUAUUUCCUGAGGUGAGGAUCAAAGAUCCGCAAUGGACACUUGCCACUAUGCAGUGGGGUCAAAUCAUCACUCAUGAUAUGGCAGAAUUGGGAACUUUGUCUAUGUUUAAUGCUCAAAGUGGCCCAUGCUGUACAAACGACAAUCGCCUAGCUUUGAACAACCUCGACGAUCCAACAUGUUUCCCAAUCGUCGUAGGUCCUGAGGAUCCUGAUUACAGAAAUCAAGAAUGUUUAACAUUCCAGCGUGCUAUAACCGAUCGCCUUCUGGGUUGUUCCCAGGGACAGGGUUCCACUGAACAGAUAACAAUGGUAACUCAAUUUCUGGAUCUUUCCCUCCUGUACGGAUCGUCAGACCAAACUGCUAUGAAUCUUCGUGCCCUGGUAGAUGGACGCCUCAAGACCGAAAUAAGGAGUCAGAGGGAAUGGCCGCCGACUAACCUGAAUGCCUCUAUGUCAUGUGAUAUCCGAUCGCCCAAUGACGUGUGUUACGUCGCUGGGGAUGAUCGAGUUAAUCAGAACACUCAACUGACUGUUCUCCAAAUUAUUCUCCUUCGUGAGCAUAAUAGAAUCGCCGGAGUACUAUCACGAAUCAAUCCACAUUGGAACGAUGAAACAAUUUAUCAGGAGACUAGGCGUAUUACAAUCGCCAUCAAUCAGCACAUAUCUUACUACGAAUGGCUGCCCAUAAUGAUCGGUUCCGAAAAUGCCUUAAGAUAUCGGAUUGUCUAUGAUACUGAUGAUUAUAUCGAUGAUUAUGAUCCCAGUGUUAAUCCAGCCGUUCUUAAUGAACAUUCUAAUGCCGCCUUCCGUGUUUUCCAUUCUCUUAUCGCUGGAUAUCUCAAGCUUGUGAUGGAAGAUCGUUCUCCUUCGCAAAGUUUGUUGAGACUCAGUGACUGGUUCAUGAGGCCUAGCAUUAUUGAACAGGUUGAUAAUAUGGACGCAUUGACUAGGGGCCUUGCGGAUCAGCCCGAACAGACAAGAGAUGAAUUUUACGACAGGGAGAUUACUCUGUUCUUGUUCCGGGGUAGAGAUAGACUAGGUGGGGAUUUGAGAGCUAUUGAUAUUCAAAGAAAUCGCGAUCAUGGAUUGGCCAGUUACAAUGAUUACCGGGAUUUUUGUGGUCUUAGAAGAGGUCGAACUUGGAAUGAUUUUGAUGAUACCAUUUCAAUACAGAAUGUCGAAAAAUUGUCGCUAUUAUACGAAACUCCGGAUGAUGUCGAUUUAACGAUUGGUGGUUCUCUAGAGGAAAAUGCACCAGGUGCAUUAAUAGGACCGACUUUCCUUUGCAUCGUGAUUGAGCAGUUCUAUCGUACGCGAGUUGGUGAUCGAUUCUGGUAUGAAUCUCCGAAUCCCGACGUUACAUUCACUCGAGAACAAUUGAGAGAAAUUCGAAAAGCAAGCAUAGGCAGGCUGUUAUGUGAUAACAGUGAUAAUAUCCGGAAUAUGCAGCGCAGAGCAUUCGAAAUUCCAUCACCAAUGAAUCCAAUCACAAGCUGCACCGAUCUACCAGAAAUUGACUUGACCCUAUGGAAGGAUUUUGCACCAUCCCUAGCUACACAACCAAAAGACGGCCACCAUCACCUAACUCCCUACAACUUGGAUCUACUAUAUAAAAAAUGAUUACUUUAGCACUACCAUCAGUCGUCAUUGUAUUCAAUCUGUUGUAUAAUUGUUAACAGUUACCAUCUUCUUUCUAUUUUUGUUUAUUACCAUUCUUGUUUUAUUUUUGUUUUUGAUCAUUAGUUUUUUUCUUUAUAAUUAAU